Molecule: messenger RNA, 1049 nt
Organism: Umbelopsis ramanniana AG
Lineage: Eukaryota; Fungi; Mucoromycota; Umbelopsidomycetes; Umbelopsidales; Umbelopsidaceae
Exons: 1
Coding region: 497-1012 (171 amino acids)
Biological process (GO): carbohydrate catabolic process; cell wall macromolecule catabolic process; peptidoglycan catabolic process
Molecular function (GO): lysozyme activity
Source: RefSeq, a predicted model, not a curated record
GUAUAGAUUAUAUAGGCUUGUGAGUAGUAGGAAAGCUUUCAUCACUAUCCUCCAACAAACCCAUUACUGUCAAAGCGCAAAGUCAAUAAACGAUCUUCUUUUCCUAUCAAUAAUCUGUUAGGUGUGAAAGUGCCAAACACUAGCCUGGGUAACGCAAAAUUAUGAUGGCGGCAAUAGAAUACAUAAAUCUUAGGAGAACAUCCUGUAAUACGCGUCCCUUAAAGAAAUGGGAAAACAAGCUAUAUGCUAAAUGAGCAUGAUCCGAUCUUGUAGUAUUUAAGAGUCAUUGUAUCUUUUCACCCACCGUUGAUUCCAUUACGACAAAAUAACGAAACUCAUUCUUGUCACACUAGCUUUGCUCUCUUGCGCUCAAGUUGGCUUGUCCAGUUUGGUUCAAGGAUUCGAUAUUAGCAAUUACAAUCCCCAUGUAAACUGGGCAUCGGUCAAGGCUACCGGACUUACAUUUGUCUAUAUCAAAGCAACCGAGGGAUUGAAAAUGGUCAGCAGUACAUUUAACACUCAGUACCUCGGUGCAACCCACACACGCUUUAUUCGUGGAGCAUACCAUGUUGCCCUGCCUGACAAGUCUUCUGGUGCUGCUCAGGCAACCCAUUUCCUUUCUUAUGGAGGUGUCUGGACUGCUGAUGGAAUAACUCUUCCUGGUGCGUUAGAAUUAGAGCGAAACCCUUAUGGGAAUCCUUGUUAUGGCUUGUCCCCGGCCUCUAUGAUAAUCUGGAUUAGAGACUUCAGCAAUACUUACCACGCUCGCACUGGCCGUUAUCCUGUUAUCAGCACAUCCACGAAUUGGUGGAAGGCAUGCACUAAUGACAAUCCGAGCUUUGGUAAUACCAAUCCGCUUUGGAUCAUUAGCUAUUCUCCGUCGCCCAGACCCUUACCCAACGGUUGGACUAACAAUGUCUUCUGGCAAUAUGCUGACAAGGGACCCGUGCCUGGAUACCCAGAUGCAUGGAUGAGCUCAAUAGAUAAUCUGCAAAGGUUUGCCAGGGGUUAGCUGGAAGAUGCCGAGGUCAUUCACAUGAGAGCGCUUU